Messenger RNA from Solea senegalensis (Senegalese sole), 4695 nucleotides. RefSeq names its product adducin 1 (alpha) (gene add1). NCBI's taxonomy places the organism in Eukaryota, Metazoa, Chordata, Actinopteri, Pleuronectiformes, Soleidae. Gene Ontology annotation, biological process: barbed-end actin filament capping; positive regulation of adherens junction organization; positive regulation of establishment of endothelial barrier. The transcript is spliced from 16 exons. Gene Ontology annotation, cellular component: cytoskeleton; adherens junction; focal adhesion. Gene Ontology annotation, molecular function: actin filament binding. The record is from RefSeq and is a predicted model, not a curated record. The coding region runs from base 162 to 2747 and encodes 861 amino acids.
CGGAGGGGCGGAGUCACCACACAGAGACGAGCAACUCAGAGAGACAAACCCGCUCUGGAGCAGGGUAGGGUAAAAAUAAAAACAGUGAAAACCACCGUCCACGUUUCAUCGAGCACUGUUUAUAUUCUACCGCAUCUACACAGAGAGGGAGUCCAUCCAGGAUGAACGGCGAUUCAGGAGCCGGAGUUGUGACGGUCCCCCCUCCCACCACAGCCCCCCACAAGGAGCGGUACUUCGACCGAGUGGAUGAAAGCAGUCCGGAGUAUCAGAGGGAGAGGAACAUGGCGCCUGACCUGAGGCAGGACUUUAACAUGAUGGAGCAGAGAAAGAGGGUCUCAAUGAUUCUACAAAGCCCGGCGUUCUGCGAGGAGCUGGAGACAAUGAUCCAGGAUCAGCUGAAGAAGGGGAAGACACCCACAAGCCUGUUGGCCCUGCAGCAGAUCGCAGACUUCAUGACCACCAGCAUGCCUUCCAUGUAUCCCGCUGCACCACAAGGAGGCAUGGCAGCACUCAACAUGAGCUUGGGCAUGGUGACUCCCGUGAAUGAUCUGCGGGGCUCCGACUCGAUCUCCUAUGACAAAGGAGAGAAGCUACUUCGCUGCAAGCUGGCUGCGUUUUAUCGGCUUGCUGACUUGUUUGGCUGGUCCGAGCUCAUCUACAACCACCUCACUGUGAGGCUGAAUUCAGACAAAGAUCAUUUCCUUCUUGUCCCUUUUGGUCUCCUCUUCAGUGAAGUCACUGCCUCCAGUCUGGUGAAGGUAAACCUUGAAGGUGAGAUCGUUGACCGGGGCAGCACCAACCUCGGGGUCAACCAGGCCGGCUUCGUCCUCCACUCUGCCAUCUUUGCUUCGCGGCCCGAUGUCAAGUGUAUAGUACAUGUACACACAUCUGCAGGUGCUGCGGUGUCUGCCAUGAAAUGCGGUCUGUUGCCCAUUUCACCUGAGGCACUGUCUUUGGGUGAGGUGGCCUACCAUGACUAUCAGGGCAUCGUGGUGGAUAAUGACGAACAGUUAAUUAUACAGAAAAACCUUGGGCCAAAAAGCAAGGUGCUCAUCCUGAGGAACCAUGGGCUGGUUUCCGUUGGUGAAACGGUGGAGGAAGCUUUCUUUUACAUCCACAACUUGGUCACUGCCUGUGAGAUCCAGGUGCGAACACUGGCCAGCGCUGGAGGUCCUGAUAAUUUGGUGUUGCUGGACCCAGAGAAAUACAAGUCGCGUCCAAAGGUCCCUGAACCAGUCGGUGACGGGUCCUCUACACACCCCAAGUGGCAAAUCGGGGAGCAGGAGUUUGAAGCUCUCAUGAGAAUGCUCGAUAACCUGGGCUAUAGGACGGGCUAUCCUUACCGCUGCCCAUCCUUGCGAGACAAAGGUAAAAAGUACAGUGAUGCGGAGAAUGCUCCCUCUGCCUACGGUGGUUACUCAUAUGGGGAGGACAGCGACUCAGGUGCUCGCUCCCCGCUGAAACACAGCUUCCAGCGCGGCCAGCGUGACAAGACCCGCUGGCUCAAUGCCGGCAGCCGGUCUGAUGAGCCCUGCGAGGAUGGGCCCGAGGGCGGCAGCCCCAAGUCGAAGCCUAAGGUGUGGACGAACAUAACACACGAUCACGUCAAACCCUUGCUGCAGUCUCUCUCGUCCGGUGUCUGCGUGCCAAGCUGUAUAACCAACUGCUUGUGGACAAAGGAAGAUGGCCUCCGUCAGGCUGCCGUAGCCAAUCAGUUCAUCCCAUUGAACACCAACCCAAAGGAAGUCCUGGAAAUGCGGAAUAAGAUUCGGGAGCAGAACCUACAGGACAUAAAGACAGCAGGGCCCCAGUCUCAGGUUCUGUGUGCUGGCACUGUUGUGGAACGCAGCUUUGUUCAGGGGGAGCUUGUGACUGCGUCCAAGGCCAUAAUUGAGAAGGAGUACCAGCCCAAGGUUAUUGUCAGCAAGCAGGGUCCCAACCCUUUCACCAAACUCACCGACCGGGAGCUGGAGGAAUACCGCCGGGAAGUGGAGCAGAAACAGAAAGGGCCUGAAGUGCAGGGACAAGAUGCUAGUAGGGAGGGAUCCACCUCCAGCGUGACCUGUCCUGAAGCGGUUACACUGCAGAGAGGUCAGUCCUCGGGCUCCACACCUCUGCGGUCUGCAGCCGACUCGCCCAGCUCACAGAAACUCCUGCCGACGCCGGCCUCUGAGCAGAGUUCUUUGUCAACGGGCGUCUCCAGCAGGACAGAGCUGGCUCAGGAUGUCGCCGGCUCUGCAGGGACACUAGCUGAUGACGUUUUUUCCACCACAGAUGAAGUUUUUUUGGCUCCAGAUUCUCCGCAUAAGGAGUUCCACUGUGCCGUGCUGCGAGCCCUCAGCAAGGACACGUCAGUGGUAGAGGCAGCCAAAGACCCAGAUCAACUAGUAGAACCUGAGGAGGAGCCAAAAGGCCAGAAAGUCACCUCUACACCACCCAGCACCCCAGUCAGAGCAGAGGAAGAAGAGUCCUUCCCUGAACAGAGCUAUAAGGAUGAGAGCGAUGCUGCCACCCUGAGACAGACCCUUCCAGAUUUAACACCCGACGACCCCUUCGAAGCCCCAGCACUUCCUGUCGAAGACUCCACCUCUGCCCCUGCCACCGCAGAUGUAGUCGAGGGGGAGGAAGCGGCCGACGCUGGUGACCAGGACGGUGACGAGUCCCCGGGCAAAUCGCCCUCCAAGAAGAAAAAGAAGUUCCGCACCCCUUCCUUCCUAAAGAAAAACAAAAAAAAGACAGAGUCCUAGGUUGGAGAAUUUUGGAUUGGUCCUCAAGGCUGGCGUCCGCCUCGUUUCAUUUUGCUUCUUGUCUGCUAUCAUUGCACCCUUCGAGCAAGCCACAGUCACACAGUUGCGCUUUUUUCUCUUUUUGAUAUCAUUUGUCGUUGGCUUAUUAACCUAUUUUUCCUCCUUAGUGUGUGCCAAUUGUGUAUACAGUGCAACAAUUAUUGCAUAAAAGGUUUUUUUUUAUUAGUAGAGGCUUUUAGUUGUGAGUGAGUGAUGCAGUCUGUCUUCUGCCUGGCCUUUCAUGCAUGUCUAUUACCACAGGCCCACUGGCUUAAUGUGAGGAUUAAGGACUUAAUCACCCUCUUUUUUUUUUUUUUAACAGAGUAUUACUAAACUGAUGUAACCACUAGAAUGUAUUGGAAUUGUAUGAAAAUGUCAAAGUGUCUUUUAAAAACCAUGAACUCUGACAGAUAAGCUUUUGUCAAUUCUGACAGGACUACCAAUUCCAUUGUGUUUACUUUUACCUGUGAAGCAGAGCAAACCACACCAUGUCACAUUAGCAGGCCAAUGAGCAAUACAGUACAGAUACUCGCCGUAGAUUUUUGUACUUGUGGAGUCGCACAGAGUCCAUAUUAUCCUGUCUCUAAUCCAGUCUUUUGACCAGAUCAUCUGUAUUCAAACUUAAUCUCAUCCGCAGUUUGUUUACAUUUUAAAAACUCUAAAAAAGUCUUUCACCUUUAAUCAGUUGGCACACCCUUAACUUAACAGGCGUGCUGUUAAGUGCUUCAGGUUUUUAAUGUAAAAAAACAAAUCAGAUUCAUUUAAAUCACACUUGCUGUACAUUUUUACGAAACAUGGGGAUACUGGGCAUGACUCAGCAAAAUGGGAGUACAGGUGUAAAGCACAGUACUCGCUGAGGUAGAUAAUGUAAUUGCUAUGAAGGAAUGUAUAAAAAAAACAACCUGAUUUUCAUCUUAUCUUUUCAUUUAUUGUAAUUAUUAGUUUUGACUUUGUUUUGAAUGUACCCUUUGAUUUCUCCCGUGUCUCUGUGAAAGUCCUAAAAAGGCAAAUAUGCUGUGUAUUGUGUGAGAAUACAUUUGUCAUUUUGUUGAUUUUAUUUUUUAAGUCUCUCACUCUUCCUCCCCCUCACAAAGUAGAUGGAGCAUAACGUCUUGCUGUGAGAGAGCACUGUGAACCUUCCCGUUCGUUAACCACUGUUGUUUAGAUCGUCAUAGUGCAAGUAGAUACAGACGAGGACUUAACAACAACAACAACAACGUCACUGUUGCAAAGCUGCAUGAUUAAUCAUCUUUCAGAACUGAACUUUUCUGUGUCGCGCUGAGUGCACAGACUUGUGUCGCUGAACACCUGUGUGUUUCCAGUUCCAGUAAAGACACGUUGUACACUGGAGAAGACAUUACAUGUUUAUUUUCCUUGUGUGUAAUCAAUUGUUGGUGUUGCAGCGCUUGAUGUUAAAGGGCAUUAAUACCAAGGCCACCCACCCGUGCAUUGCUUCCUAACUUUUCUCCAUGCUGUUGUUGUGAAUGGUUUUGUCUAAUUCACGAUGAACAAAAAGGCAAAAUUGACAGGAAGCGUCACCUUGUGUGAGACGUUCAAUAAAGUCGGCCUUUGUUCGCUGCAGGUGUUUUUUUUACCUACAGUGCUACAUGCAAGCUGAUUAUCUAACUCCUUAAGGACUGCAUGUAUAGAGUGUAUACUGUCCUUUACAUGGCUAACUAUCCUUUUAAUUUACAUUUGUAUUUUAGCUUUUGGUGAUCUGUUUUUUUUUUUAUUUGAGUCAACCAUACAUUAUUUUUCUUUUCGAUAUUCUGAUUUGUUUUCUCUGUCUCGGCUGCAUCCACUUAAAAUCACGGCAUUAUUCUGUUUACAUACCUAAAACUUCCACCUCUCUUUUCUCAUGGUUCUGCCUCUUUUAUAACCAUGAAUAAAAACACUAUCUUUAAAGUCA